AUGAUUUUCCCCCCUCCAAAAAAAGUGGACGAAAUUCAAAAUGAUCUACAUUUUCACGAUUUUGACCAUGAGAACGACGUACUAAAUGAGGAUAUUGAGGAGAAUGGCAAUGUUGAGGAGGACGACGAAGAAGAAAUGGAAGCUGAUGAUCAGGAAGAAGACCAUAGGAAUGACGAAAAUAAUGACAACGAACAAGAGGACGAAAAUGAUAACGAAGACCAUGAGGAGUGUGGCGGCCGGUCAGGCAAGGGGCUUGGGUUGUUGCGGCGUCCCGCUCGGACGCUGCUCAUGGCACAGAGGGUCAUGGCGAUCCGAAUGAUCCGCGGAUACCGCACGAUCUCUGGGGAGUCGGCGAACCUCCUUGCCGGAUUACCGCCGUGGGAUCUGGAGGCGAAGGUGCUCGCGCGCGUGCACAGCAUGCGCGCGGAGGCACGUCGCCGGGGCGAAACUCCGCUGCCGCGCCAGAUAAGUGCGUGGCGGGAUGAGCUCCGGCGCGAUCUCAUGGCGGAAUGGCAGCAACGACUGUCGCAACCGAGGGCUGGGCUCGCUGCCAUCGCAGCGGUAAGUCCCCUCUUUGAGGAGUGGCUUGAGAGACGCUACGGCGUCCUCACCUACCGCCUGACGCAGGUCCUCACCGGACAUGGAAGUUUCGGGAGGUACCUGUGUCUGAUGGGGCGGGAGGAAACGCCCGGGUGUCAUCACUGCGAGGACCGCCCUGAGGACACGGUGGAACACACGGUGGGAGAAUGCCCUUCGUGGGCUGAGCACCGCCGUGUCCUCAGGGAAGUGAUCGGCGAUGGCGACCUCUCGCGUCCGGGCCUAGUGCAGGCCAUGAUG
This is a messenger RNA of Spodoptera litura, 837 nucleotides long. The record is from RefSeq and is a predicted model, not a curated record. Lineage: Eukaryota; Metazoa; Arthropoda; Insecta; Lepidoptera; Noctuidae.